Molecule: messenger RNA, 701 nt
Organism: Jatropha curcas
Lineage: Eukaryota; Viridiplantae; Streptophyta; Magnoliopsida; Malpighiales; Euphorbiaceae
Source: RefSeq, a predicted model, not a curated record
CUCCCUUCUAUGUAAACCUCAAAACACUAUCCACUUAUACUUUGCACAUUCCACAUCACAAUUUUGACUUGAUAAAAUUAUGUCAUCCCUUUCAUUUCUCUCAAUUCAAACAAAAUCCUACUUAGGGGCAAACAGUCAUGGUCCGUUCUCUAACCAUAGCACCUUCACCUACAUCUACUGCAACCCCUCUUUCAAAGAACACAUCUAAUAGUAAUGUCCCAUUUCUAGGGUUUCAGAGAGUAUGUGCUUCCCAUAGAAAAUCUAUUUCUAAGCCAGUUUCUGAUGCCAAUCUUGUUCAUCGGAGGAGUGUGAGCUUGGGUUUGGCGGGUGCCUGGUUGGGCUUGAACAUCGGUGACCGGAGUGCAAAUGCAGCUAGAAGGCCGCCACCUCCACCAUCGGAGGAGAAGAAAGACCCUAAUUUAAGUGGUGUACAAGCAAAAGUCCUAGCAAGCAAGAAGAGGAAGGAGGCUAUGAAAGAAUCCAUAGCCAAACUAAGAGAGAAAGGAAAGACCAUAAAUGAACAAUCUAAGCCCACAAGUAGUUCUAUUGAACCAUCUGAAUAGUAACCCACCUUGUAAUUUGUAUUUGUUCAACAUUUUUCUUGAGUGGAAGAGAAAUUUGUAUUCCAAAUUACAAAUACUUUCAUCAUUUUUUGAAAUUAUGAUGUGUUCUAUCGAACGAAAUAACUAUUUUUUACGAUA